Messenger RNA from Tremella mesenterica DSM 1558, 1029 nucleotides. RefSeq lists its product as uncharacterized. The transcript has 3 exons. The annotation marks the transcript as partial. The record is from RefSeq and is a predicted model, not a curated record. Lineage: Eukaryota; Fungi; Basidiomycota; Tremellomycetes; Tremellales; Tremellaceae.
CAACCGCUUGAUCUCCCCACCAACUCCAUCAAAUUGACCAUCUCCCCCAACGUGUGCAAAAUCCUUCAUUUUGGCCUAUCCAACGAUCUCACUCAUCGAUGGGAUGAACACACCAGUCGGUUGGGUUCGGGCCUUUGGCACCCUUUCGGACUCGAACUCGGUUUCGAUGGAUAUCGGCACGUCGCAGGUUUGACGGGUGAUCGCUCUUUCCACCAAGAGAAAUGUGUUCCGGAUCAAAUGUCUACCGAUGAUAACGUUAACAUCAUCACGGAUCAAGUCCAAAUCUUCGACAGAGGAAAAAGGGGACAAGUGUUCCCAGAUGAUAUUCCCACCGAUAAUAGAGGAAGAACAUCUACGUAUGAUGUACAUCCCAAACAGCGGGAAAGAUCUUACGAUCAAAUCGUCACCCAUCAUCCCGCUUCCAAUCUUUCCCAUCCGACAAAUGAUGUAUGUCUCGAAACGUACGUCGAUUCGGGUAGGUUGUGCGAUACGUUCCGGGCUUCGUUCAGGGGUGACAAGGUCAUUGUCAAGUUGAUCGACUUGUCUUCUUAUCCCUCUAUCACGGCAGACGACUUGUCUCGUUCCUCUACCGAUUCGUCUCCGAGACGUUCCUCUAUGACCACCUCUGAUGUCGGUAAAACACCUCUGUCGAACCUUGACGUUGAAUCAUCAUCAUCGUCGAGAACGUACUCGAGACGAGAUGCCGAAGAAGCUAUACUCUCAACCAUAGCCUUAUACACCGGACCGUUACGUGAAUUACAAUCCCGACAGGUACCUUUGUUUCUGGGUGCUUGGAAGUUGAACGGAUGUCCGGAUGUUGUGUUGAUGAUGGAGAGUGAUGCGGGGGAGAAGAGGAGUGUUUCUUUAUCCACCGCUUUCAACCUCUACACAGCCCUCCAUUCCGUCGGUGUGAUACAUAACGACGUCGCCCGUCGCCAUGUCCUGAUCGAUUCAGAGGGUACGGCAAGAUUGAUCGAUUUCGACCUUUCGUUUGCGGAUGCGACGGAGAGGAAAAGGGGCGGGAGAUGA